UGCCAUGAUUAUAAAUCUAUGCAUUUAGGUAAGCAAGUACAUAGGUACAUUCAAUAUGUACAUAUUUAUUGUAAUGGUGUUGUCGAAUGACUCUGGUAUUAUCUAAAUUGAAUUGGUGUAAAUGAGAAAAUGCGGUGACACUGACCACAAAUCUUAAAAGAUGUGCCAACGUACUCGACCAUUUCCAAAUUAUGAUUAAAUUGGAGUUUUGACCAUAGCACAAAAUUGUCUGAUAAUUUGUUUAUUAUUAAAUUAUUGCAUAAUCAUUUAUAUUAAAAUAUGUAUACAGUCUCAGCUCAAAACGAGAUCAAAAUUGGGGUAUCUGGACGAUUUAUUGAUGUUGUGCAUAUGCUUCACUUCCGCUUUAAUUAUAAUGAUUUUGACACAAAUCAGAAAUUCCUCAUAGGUAUAUAAAUAAAGGCCCAGCAACUGAGUUAUACAUUUUUAUUCGGCAAGGACUCAGUGCAAAUCUUACGUUUCCCAUUACGUUUUCGACAUGUAUUUGUAUUCGAUCUGGAUUUUGUGCACACUCUUCAUUGCAGCAGUUUCGUCGAAGGAAAUUUCGAAAAAUAAAGUAGCUGCAGUGGAUACAGAAGCUCAAGCAACCGGAGAACAUUUUGGUCAUCACCACGGUCAUCAUUACCAUAAGUCCCCACUUGUCAUAGAAGGACACCAUGAAUUUCAUCAUCAUCACAAAAUUCCAGUACCAAAACCUGUGCCUGUUCCAAUUAUAAAGGAAGUUCCAGUCCCAGUGGUUAAGCAUAUUCCGUACCCCGUGAUCAAACAUGUCCCGAUUUAUAAGCAUAUUCAUGUUCCAGUUGCCAAACACUUUUCCUUUUCCAUCUCUAAACACUUUCCCUUCUUUAAAUUUCAUACUGGAUUCGUCCAUCAUUACCAACCACCUCAUUACCAUGAUUUUGGUCAUCAAGGAUAUCACUUCGGACAUGGUCAACGUGGUGCUUACCACGGAUUACAUUAAAAUUAAACCCAAGUUCGUGGAUUAUUCACUCACUUCAGCCUCAAAGUUAACCCUUAGCUAUAUACAUACACAAUCUAAUUGAAAUUCAAAUUUUCAAGUGUGAUUAAAAGCUAGUGUAAAACUCGGA
Molecule: messenger RNA, 1106 nt
Organism: Folsomia candida
Lineage: Eukaryota; Metazoa; Arthropoda; Collembola; Entomobryomorpha; Isotomidae
Product: histidine-rich glycoprotein
Exons: 4
Coding region: 497-979 (160 amino acids)
Source: RefSeq, a predicted model, not a curated record